Molecule: messenger RNA, 780 nt
Organism: Amoebophrya sp. A120
Lineage: Eukaryota; Dinophyceae; Syndiniales; Amoebophryaceae
Source: the annotation of a GenBank genome assembly
AUGGGGAAGGAGCGAAGAUUCCGGGCCUCUCGGGCCUUGAGCUUGACCUUGCACCUCCAGAUGAGUAGUUUCAAUGUGUCAUGGAACAAGAGCAUUUGUGCAUAGGGCAUGCAGCAUUUAUGAUAGAAUUAUGUACAGCCACAGAAUCAGACUUAUUUUGCUUGCACAAAGAGAUACCUACACCUAGAAAGAUAGUAUUGUAGUUAUUCGAGCUCGGUCAGUUCGGGCGGAGCCUUUUCUUCUUCGCCUGAAUAGGGUGCUGUGGAAGUUCAAGGACCGAUUGUUACUUGCAGUUGGGAUCGACAGACCCGUAUGAACAUGCAAGUCGUCGUCUCCGACGUGGCAGGUCCAGGCGAACGUCCACAAGGGCAGCAUGCUUUUUGAAAGAAUAAUUUCAAAAUACUUUUUAUCAUGAUGGUAGAUUGCGAGAAUAGAACUACGUCCGCGGAGCUCCUGCGAUUCAUAUACUGAUACCUCGUUGAGAGAUCCUCGAGCAGCUGCGUGGCGGCAGAGACGCAGCAUGGUUUGUAUUGGAGAAAUGGCGAUUUUUCCGGCUGCUCAUACAUAGGUCCUGUAGUUGUUUCCCCUGCGGAAGAUCGAGAGUAGUUUAUCAAGGUGCUAACGCUGUAUGUUCUUCUGUUCAGCUCGGUAAGUAAAUAAUCGAUUAGAUUACGUGGUCGCGAGGGAAGCCGAUAAUUGUUGGGGACGACCAAUUUCAUCUCUAGAAGAGGGGCAGGUACUGGGCGACUUCCGAGACUGGGUCACUUGCUGGGGCAUGCA